GGGUGUUCACUCCUCCCACACUCAGCCUGAUCAUAUGACCUCAAACACUCGAUCCACUUCCUCAAACUGUGGAGCUCCAGCCUGCACGCGCUCAGCCAACAACACAUCCUCCCCCCUCCGAGCAGGACCCGAACCCCGGACCCGAACCCCGGACCCAGGUACUUUCUGUCGGCGUGCGAGCAGCUGGCGUCCCGGAGCUGAGGUGGUUCAGGUCUAAUGGCACGUCCGAGACUCGGAGCUGGAGCGACGGGGACCCGGCAGAACCCAGCAGCUGCCCUCGCGCUGCUCCUCGCGCUGCUCACCUGCUGCGUCAGGUGCGCAGAACCCAGAGGAGCCAAACCGAGCAACAUCAUCCUCAUCGUGGCUGAUGACCAGGAUGUGGAGCUAGGGGGGAUGACCCCCAUGAAGAAAACUAGAGCUUUAAUAGGAGACGCAGGAGCGACCUUUGUGAACGCUGUGAGUAUUUCUUUAAGAUGGUUCCUGUGUGAGACGCAGGGGAACUUCUUGAUCUUGAAGUUGAUGUUUAGAAGCAUAAACCUUCAGCAGCAGCAGCAGCAGCAGCAGCAGCAGCAGCAGGGAGAGUCUGCCACACUUCUCAGGAAAGCAAAACUGAAACUGAAGCAGAUCAUUUGA
This is a messenger RNA of Notolabrus celidotus (New Zealand spotty), 633 nucleotides long. Its product is annotated as N-acetylglucosamine-6-sulfatase-like. Lineage: Eukaryota; Metazoa; Chordata; Actinopteri; Labriformes; Labridae. The transcript is spliced from 3 exons. The coding region runs from base 217 to 633 and encodes 138 amino acids. The record is from RefSeq and is a predicted model, not a curated record. Gene Ontology annotation, molecular function: N-acetylglucosamine-6-sulfatase activity; glycosaminoglycan binding.